Molecule: messenger RNA, 4420 nt
Organism: Danio rerio (zebrafish)
Lineage: Eukaryota; Metazoa; Chordata; Actinopteri; Cypriniformes; Danionidae
Gene: maoa
Product: monoamine oxidase a
Cellular component (GO): mitochondrial outer membrane
Molecular function (GO): primary methylamine oxidase activity; monoamine oxidase activity; oxidoreductase activity
Source: RefSeq, marked validated
CACAGAUGCGGAGCGGCAGCUCUUCUGCUCUGAGCGCCACUGAACAGACACGGACGGACAGCACCAUGACUGCGAACGCAUACGACGUGAUCGUGAUUGGCGGAGGCAUCUCAGGUCUGAGUGCCGCCAAGCUGCUGGUGGACAGCGGCCUGAAUCCUGUGGUCCUGGAAGCCAGAAGCCGUGUUGGUGGAAGAACCUACACUGUUCAGAAUAAGGAGACCAAAUGGGUGGAUCUGGGAGGAGCGUACAUUGGACCAACUCAAAACCGCAUUCUAAGAAUAGCCAAACAGUAUGGGGUGAAAACAUACAAAGUCAAUGAAGAGGAGUCUCUUGUUCAUUAUGUGAAGGGAAAGUCAUACCCAUUCAAAGGGCCUUUCCCUCCCAUGUGGAACCCUUUUGCCUACAUGGACUACAACAACCUCUGGAGGACAAUGGAUAAGAUGGGAAUGGAGAUUCCUAAAGAAGCUCCAUGGAGAGCCCCACAUGCUGAAGAAUGGGACAAGAUGACCAUGCAGCAACUCUUUGAUAAGAUCUGCUGGACCAGGUCAGCUCGCCGCUUUGCCACUCUGUUCGUAAACGUGAACGUGACCUCGGAACCCCAUGAGGUUUCGGCUUUGUGGUUUCUUUGGUACGUCAAGCAGUGCGGUGGCACAAUGAGAAUCUUCUCUACCACCAAUGGAGGACAGGAGCGCAAGUUUGCUGGCGGUGCCAAUCAGAUCAGUGAGGGGAUGGCAAGAGAGCUGGGUGAUCGAGUGAAGCUAAGCAGAGCUGUGUGCAGUAUUGACCAGACUGGAGACCUGGUGGAGGUCAGGACGGUGAAUGAGGAGGUUUACAAGGCCAAAUAUGUCAUACUUGCCAUACCCCCUGGUCUCAACCUGAAGAUCCAUUUCAACCCUGAGCUGCCGCCUCUGAGGAACCAGCUCAUUCACAGAGUGCCCAUGGGCUCAGUCAUCAAGUGCAUGGUUUACUACAAAGAGAACUUCUGGAGGAAGAAGGGAUACUGUGGCAGCAUGGUGAUCGAGGAGGAAGAUGCACCUAUUGGUCUCACACUAGACGACACUAAGCCUGAUGGGUCUGUGCCUGCUAUAAUGGGUUUUAUUCUGGCACGAAAAUCACGGAAGCUGGCAAAUCUGACGAGGGAUGAAAGAAAGAGAAGGAUCUGUGAGAUUUAUGCUCGUGUCCUGGGAUCAGAGGAGGCGUUAUAUCCUGUGCACUAUGAGGAGAAAAACUGGUGUGAGGAGGAAUAUUCUGGUGGCUGCUAUACCGCCUACUUCCCUCCCGGUAUCAUGACACAGUUUGGCAGGGUCUUGCGGGAGCCGGUGGGCAGGCUGUACUUUGCAGGAACUGAAACGGCCACAGAGUGGAGUGGUUACAUGGAGGGGGCCGUGCAGGCGGGAGAGAGAGCCUCUAGAGAGGUUAUGUGUGCAAUGGGCAAACUCCAUGCGAGUCAGAUCUGGCAGUCAGAGCCCGAAUCGAUGGACGUCCCAGCCCGGCCGUUUGUCACCACCUUCUGGGAGAGAAACUUGCCAUCGGUUGGAGGAUUCCUCAAGUUUAUGGGUGUGUCCUCAUUUCUGGCAGCAGCCACAGCAGCAGGAUUGGUCGCCUGCAAAAAGGGGCUCCUCCCACGGUGUUAAAGCCCCUCCCACUUUCUGCAAAGCUGUUCUCUGUGAGCUGGCCUUGUGAUUGUGGCAUCCAAUCACUUAAUCAGGGCCACAAUGCCGACUGGGUAUGAGGCCAAGUUACUUAGAUGAGUUUUGACACAAUCGCUCAGUCAUUAAAAAAAUUAACCAAGUGAUAAUUAUGGCAUAAUGAGUAGCUACUAAUUGUUAAUGUGGUAAUUGCCCUGUCAAACAGUUCACAAACAAGCCACAUUAAACGAUAUGAAAGUGUGACAUUCCAUAACCAUUCACCGCGUAUGUUUGCAAGGGUGUAUGUGUGUGUUUUCACCAGUCUUAUUGAUUACCUCUGCUAAUAUCAGGUGCUGUUCUCAGGAAAUCAUUAAUUAUCCUUCCAAAACAAGCAAGUAACAUUACUGAGAUUAGAUAAGAUUAGUGACGCAUUUUAUCAUGCUUUGUGAUAAUAACCUUCCACAUAAUGCAACACGGCACAGCACAAUUCACUAUAUCAUUCACGAGAGAAGCAGAGCCGGUUCAUAUCGUAUUAUGAAUAACACGCCAUGACAAUGUUAAAUUACCAUUAGCGCUUGAAGUGACUGGUAGAAAAAUGAAGUUGAGCAGUCAUAAAGAGCCGAUUUGAAAGAUGUCCCAGUGUUUCAUGUCAUUUCUAAAAGCUGCUGUGUUUUGUGUCGUGAUCUGUAUCUGAUUGAAUCACACGAAAGCAUUUGAAUGUACUUUGACAUAUUAGAUUUCUUUUUUUAUGUAACGCAGAGCAGUGUAUACUUGAAAUAUAAAUUAGUUUUUUGACAUACAUUGUCAACCGUCCUCAUUGUCCUCUAAGAAUUACAUAAUAUAUUAUUAAUUAUAAAAAAUUAUAGAUUUUAUGUAAUUCAUUAUCAUGUUUUAAACAAAUAUAAAGGCUUUCCCCAGUCUAUCUAAACGGUUUAAAUAGUUGUUCUUUUUUUUUUCUCCAUCCACAAACAUUUAGAUAGAUAGAUAGAUAGAUAGAUAGAUAGAUAGAUAGAUAGAUAGAUAGAUAGAUAGAUAGAUAGAUAGAUAGAUAGAUAGAUAGAUAGAUAGAUAGAUAGAUAGAUAGAUAGAUAGAUAGAUAGAUAGAUAGAUAGAUAGAUAGAUAGAUAGAUAGAUAGAUAGAUAGAUAGAUAGAUAGGCAAAGUAGAAAUGUCACUGCCUCACCUUUGUAGGAGUAACAUGUGCAAUAUUAUUUAAAGAAAAAUGACAACAAUGUUAUAGAGAUACACUAUAGUUUAUCAGAUUGUUGUGCUCCUCAGUUAUGAUAGAUUUAUAUACACAGCUGUGGAAAUCGUUUAGAGAAUCCCCAACAAUUAUCCUUUUCUCUGGAUUUAAAAUUUAUAUUGAUGUGUUUGAGAUUUAUUCUGUAAACUAUUGAUAACAAAUCUUCCAAAAUUAAAAAUAAAUGUGAUUUAUAUUUAUUGUUUUUUACAUAAAACAAUAAAAAGGCAGUGUUUUGGAAAUUUAAUUUAUUUUUAGAUGAUACAUUCCUUUUUUUUAACUACAAAAUAGUUUAGACAACAAUAUUUGGUGGAAUAGCCCUAAUUUUCAAUGACAACAAUAAAAAUAUAGACCAUUUUGAGGGAUGUAAACAAUAGCAAUGGUCCCAACAUAUUUCCUGUUUUACAUUUUUCAUUUCUACAGCUUCCGAGAACCCAAAAAGAGCCACAUAUUAAUAAAUAAUGUUAUGAUAGUUGUUUUAACAUUAAGUUAUGAUUGAAUAGUCACUUGUUACAGAUAUGAAAUAGCUUGAUAACAAGCAGGAAAUGUUCAUGGGCCAAUGACAUGACCACAUUGAAAUGGUCUAUUUGUUAAUCUGGCCAAUUGUCAUUUUCUGGGGAAAAGCUUUAUUUUCAUUUAAAAAUGUGAACCACGUUUUUUCGAUAUUUGUAGAAUAAAACUACUUUAAUGUAUUACUCAUACCUAAUAAAUCCAGAGACAACUGAGAAUUGCAUUGCCAUUUUUUUCCAUAGCUGUAUAUCAUAUCCAAGUAAAUGCUAUAUUGGUAGGAACAAAAAGUAGACAUACAUUUACUUAAACAAGUCUUAAAUUGCAAUUACCUGAAAAUGCAGCCCAAAAACGAGAUUUGAAAUGAAAUAGUGUUAUUGUGUGUACAUUUUUGUCGUUCCAAAGAUGCGUUGUAAUUGUUGUUUGUGGUGCCUUACUCUGAUGUAGUUUCCUCAUUUCUCAAGUGCCUCUGUGCUGAUAAUGAGCUCCUCCAAUCAUGAACAUUGUCCUUGGGUCAGUCACUGGCUACUUUAGGUGAUGCUUUAUAAAAACACGCUCAUAACUAAACAAAAUUUCUGAAUCCUGCGAAGAAUACAACGUAUGCUUUUCCUGAAGAAGCCAAUGUUGAUCCAGGACUGUCAGAAUCUGAGGCAAAGCCACUCCUGACUGUUGACUAGAACUGUUUGAUAAGAACAAUUGACUGUCGUAGCUUGAGUCUGGCCAACUGUGAACUUAGUGACAAUGAUGUGGUGACUUUCACAUGUUGUAGCUGCUGUUAACUCCUCCACCUGGUGUGUUAGUGAAUCGUGCCUCUCUGUUUGUCUGUGUGCUGUUAAUGCUUUUCCCCAAACUGCAUAACAUGGUCGUGUUUACCUGACCUGUCGACGCCUGCUUCAGUUUGCAUAGCUGCCCAGCUACGUUCAGACCCUUUUGUCUGAUUUUUGUGUGCGUAUCAAAAUGUCCAAUGGUCUAGUCCUGUAAUUGCAUCAUUUGAUCCCUUUGUACAAAUCCAACGACUGAUAAUAAAAGUGUGUGAUUUACUACCA